This is a messenger RNA of Cicer arietinum (chickpea), 1438 nucleotides long. RefSeq names its product protein REVEILLE 8-like. Gene Ontology annotation, molecular function: DNA binding. Lineage: Eukaryota; Viridiplantae; Streptophyta; Magnoliopsida; Fabales; Fabaceae. The record is from RefSeq and is a predicted model, not a curated record.
ACAAGCGGGAAAGUGUGCGUGAGAGGAGAAUAUUAUUCUGUUCCGUUUGUGUGCUUCUGAAUGUUGAUUCUCAUGAAAUGAAAUGCGUGGAUCAGUUAAAAGUUAAAAAAAUAAAAAUAACAACUUGUGUUGCACAUGUUUCAGUUUCACACCCAACUUUGCUUUAUUAUGUUGUUCUCUGUUUUUCCAAAGUAUGAACUCCAAUUCUGAUUCAAUGUCAACAACACAAACUACUUUUGAUCCCAAGAAGGUGAGAAAGCCUUACACUAUUACCAAGUCAAGGGAAAGCUGGUCUGAUGAAGAACACGACAAGUUUCUUGAAGCUCUUCAACUAUUUGAUAGAGAUUGGAAGAAAAUUGAAGAUUUCGUAGGUUCCAAAACUGUUAUUCAGAUUCGAAGCCAUGCUCAAAAAUACUUUUUAAAGGUUCAAAAAAAUGGAACACUUGCUCAUGUGCCUCCUCCUCGUCCUAAGCGCAAAGCUAUUCAUCCUUAUCCACAAAAGGCUACCAAAAAUGUUUUGGUGCCAUUAGUACCAGCAUCCAUUGCUUAUGGAUCUUCCACAAAUACCCUUGUACCUCCUGGGUAUGUAGCAUGGGAUGAAACUUCCUUGCUCUUGAAUACUGAAUCCAUCAUAUCCAGCACUAAUUGUCAGGAUGAACUCAACAAUCUUCAGGGAAAUGAAGCUGAUAUUGGUGGAUCAAAGGGGAUUAGCAACAGUGGUCUUAGUGGUGUUGGGGACUCUACUACAAGGUCUCAGAUACCAAAACAAGGGAAACAAAAUCCUGUGUUACAUGGUUUGCCGGACUUUGCUGAAGUUUAUGGUUUCAUUGGAAGUGUUUUUGACCCGGAUACAAACGGCCAUGUGCAGAAGUUGAAGGAAAUGGAUCCUAUAAAUUUUGAAACUGUUUUGUUGUUAAUGAGAAACCUCACUAUCAACUUGUCUAGCCCUAAUUUUGAGCCCAUUAAGAAGGCAUUGUCAACAUAUGAUGAGAAUGACGAUGUUGCAGUAGGAGUUACUGCAGGAGUUGAUGUCAAGAAGCAGACAAAUGAUGUAGCAUGUCAAACCACUUAACCACUUGCAAUUUUUGAAUUGGUGGAGUGUGUUUUUCUUCUUAUAUUUUGUAGUUUUCUUUUGCUUUCAUAUUUGUUUUUUUCAUAACACUUCUUCUACAGUUAGUUUGGUCAAAGUUGGAUGGAAGAAUGAGGCAUUGGAAUGUCUUGCAUGCACUCAGCAGUAAAGCCAGUAAAUCUAACUGUUGUGUUUUCCUUUUGUAACCACAGCCAGCAUAGUAUGUGUUAGAAAGCUCAAGAGCACAACAUAUUCUUCAACUUAUUUUUAUGGUCCAUAAUAAUUUUUGUACUGCUGUGAUUACGUAAAUCUGUUGUAUUAUGACAUAUUUUUAAUGGUAGAAAUAUAUCAAAGAUUAUAGGACUAAAA